Molecule: messenger RNA, 1234 nt
Organism: Solanum verrucosum
Lineage: Eukaryota; Viridiplantae; Streptophyta; Magnoliopsida; Solanales; Solanaceae
Product: G2/mitotic-specific cyclin-2-like
Exons: 10
Coding region: 2-1219 (405 amino acids)
Biological process (GO): mitotic cell cycle phase transition; regulation of cyclin-dependent protein serine/threonine kinase activity
Cellular component (GO): cytoplasm; centrosome; nucleus
Molecular function (GO): cyclin-dependent protein serine/threonine kinase regulator activity
Source: RefSeq, a predicted model, not a curated record
AAUGGGGAAUAAUAGAAGGGCUCUAAGCACAAUAAAUGGGAACAUAGUUGAAGCUCCACAGUACCCUUGCAAGCUACGCAAGAAAAAUGGCGUCACCGACAAGAAUGUGGAUGGUGAUACGAAUCCAAUUCAUCGACCAAUCAUGAGGAAGUAUGCUGCACAAGUGGUUGGCAAGCCUCAACAACCAACACUCGAGGUAACAAAGCCAGUGGUCGAAACAGCGCCUAACAGAAAUGAACUAGAAGGUGCCAUCAUUAUCGAUGUAAAAGAUUACAAGGCCACAAGUGACUAUGUUGUGCCAAUGUCUGUCCAACACACAGAAGCAAUGAUGGAGGAAAUUGAUCGGAUGGAUGAAGAGAUAGAGAUGGAAGAAAUAGAAAAGACGUUAAUUGUGGACAUAGAUAGUGCUGAUAAAAAGAACAUACUAGCUGCUGUGGAGUACAUUGAUGAUAUUCAGGCUUACUACAAGAAGAUUGAGAGUUCUGCUUGUGCCCCUCCAAACUAUAUGGAACACCAAUUUGAUAUCAAUGAUAGGAUGAGAGCUAUUCUCAUUGACUGGCUGAUUGAGGUACAUUACAAGUUUGAACUGAUGGAGGAGACUUUGUACUUGACCGUUAAUCUUAUCGAUAGAUUCUUGGCAGUCCAGCCAGUGGUUAGGAAAAAACUCCAGCUUGUUGGGGUAACAGCUUUGUUUCUCGCCUGCAAGUACGAAGAAGUUUCUAUUCCUGUCGUUCAGGAUCUAAUUUUGAUCUCUGACAAGGCUUACACUGGGAUAGAAGUGCUUGAAAUGGAGAAGUUGAUGAUCAAUACCUUACAGUUCAAACUAUCUGUGCCUACGACAUAUGUGUUUAUGAAGCGAUUUCUUAAAGCUGCUCAGUCCGAUAAGAAGGUGGAGCUUCUGUCUUUCUUCAUGACCGAACUAUGCCUUGUUGAGUAUGAGACACUUAAGUUUCCACCUUCAAUGCUAGCAGCUGCAGCGAUAUUUACUGCUCAAUGUACUCUAGGUGUGGCUAAGGAGUGGACUAAAACUUGCGAGAAAUAUAGCAAUUAUACUCGAGAUCAGCUUUUGGAGUGCUCAAAACUGAUGGUUACUUUCCAUCAGAAGGCUGCAACUGGGAGGCUUAAUGCUGUACACAGGAAGUAUAGCAUCUCUAAAUAUGGCUUCGUUGCAAAGUUGUUCCCACCGGCUUCUUUUCUUUUAGAGGAAAGCUUUAUUUAGCACAUGAUGUUACUU